CUGGGCUCAGGCCCGGCAGCAGGAAGUGACUCGCAGCCGCUGCGGGGACUCUGGCUCCCAGGGGGGCCCCGCUCGGAGGGAAGAUGCCGGUGACCUUUGAGGAGGUGGCCGUGUAUUUCACCCAGGGGCAGGGGGCUCUGCUGGACCCCACUCAGAGAGCCCUCUACAGGGAUGUCAUGCGGGAGAACUACGAGAUGGUGACCUCGCUGGGAUUUCCCCUUUCCAAACCUGACCUGAUCACCCGGUUGGAACGAGGGGAAGAGCCGUGGGUGCCCGAUCUCCAGGCCUGUGAGGAAAGUGAUAUCCCGAGAGGCGCCCACACAGCAGGUGACGAGAGAGUGAGUGAGAACGAGGAGUGGAAUCAACAGCAGGAAGUUCCUGGACACGGGGAAUCACAGGGGACCUCUGUGGGAAGAACCCAUAAGUGCUUAGACUGUGGAAAAAGUUUCAUACGGAGGUCAACCCUACUUGAUCAUCAGGCAAUCCACACAGGAGAGAAAUCCCAUAAAUGUUUGGACUGUGGGAAAAGUUUCACACAAAGAUCAAAUCUUAUGGCACAUCAGGCAAUCCACACUGGAGAGAGAAGCAACAAGUGCUUAGAGUGUGGGAAAAGUUUCACAUGGAGGUCAAACCUUGUUAACCAUCAAACAAUCCACACUGGAGAGAGACCCCAUAAGUGCUUAAUCUGUGGGAAAAGUUUCACAUGGAGGUCAAACCUUAUUGCACAUCAGGCAAUCCACACAAGAGAGAGAAGCAACAAGUGCUUAGAGUGUGGGAAAAGUUUCAUACGGAGAUCAACCCUACUUAAUCAUCAGGCAGUCCACACUGGAGAGAGACCUCAUAAGUGCUUAGACUGUGGGAAAAGUUUCAUACGGAGGUCAGACCUUGUUAAACAUCAAGUAGUCCACACCAGAGAGAGAUCCCAUAAGUGCUUAGUCUGUGGGAAAAGUUCCAUACGGAGGUCAACCCUUGUUAAACAUCAGAUAAUCCACACAGGAGAGAAAUCCCAUAAAUGUUUGGACUGUGGGAAAAGUUUCGUACAAAGAUCAAAUCUUAUGGCACAUCAGGCAAUCCACACAGGAGAGAGACCCCACAAGUGCUUAGACUGUGGAAAAGGUUUCAUACAGAGGUCAAACCUCGUUAGACAUCAGGCAAUCCAUACAGGAGAGAGACCCCACAAGUGCUUAGACUGUGGAAAAGGUUUCACACAGAGGUCCGGCCUUGUUAAACAUCAAGCAAUCCAUACAAGAGGGAAAUAUUAACAUUUAGAUUAAACUUGGGUGUAAUAAUGUCAUUGUAUAUAUCUCUCUCUUUAAAGUUUGUGGUAAACUGUUUAUGAAUGGCUCUAUGGAUAAUUACCUUAUGUUAAUCCAUGUAGUUUUAUUACCUGUGAUGUUUGUGAAGUAGGAGGUUACUUCCAAAACCUAUUGUUCCCCCAAGGACUGCCUGCUGACGAGAGGCUGCAAAAAUGUCUAUAUAAACUCUUGGGACCUGAUCCUUUUAUCUCUGAUCUUCUUAAGCUUUAUUCAGGGCGAGUUUGAGUCGUAAGACUGAGAUCUCCAGUCCCCUCUGGACUGCCCUGAUAUUGAGCAUUUGGACAUUGGACUAGAACGUGAUGAAAUGAUUCUGAAAAAGACUCUCUUCAAUUCUAACGUGCCAUCUCUAUGGUGAAACUGACCUAAGGACUCUAUUCGCGUUUGUAUGUCUAAUGAUCUUUUAGCUAAUACUGUCUUUUCUUCUUUUAAUAAAUCGUAGUUUCGUUAA
Molecule: messenger RNA, 1764 nt
Organism: Malaclemys terrapin pileata
Lineage: Eukaryota; Metazoa; Chordata; Testudines; Emydidae
Product: zinc finger protein 250-like
Exons: 4
Coding region: 84-1262 (392 amino acids)
Biological process (GO): regulation of transcription by RNA polymerase II
Molecular function (GO): RNA polymerase II cis-regulatory region sequence-specific DNA binding; DNA-binding transcription factor activity, RNA polymerase II-specific
Source: RefSeq, a predicted model, not a curated record